Messenger RNA from Tarenaya hassleriana, 2507 nucleotides. Its product is annotated as G-type lectin S-receptor-like serine/threonine-protein kinase RLK1. Gene Ontology annotation, molecular function: ATP binding; protein serine/threonine kinase activity. Gene Ontology annotation, biological process: protein phosphorylation. Bases 19 to 2466 code for a protein of 815 amino acids. The transcript is spliced from 2 exons. The record is from RefSeq and is a predicted model, not a curated record. NCBI's taxonomy places the organism in Eukaryota, Viridiplantae, Streptophyta, Magnoliopsida, Brassicales, Cleomaceae.
AGUUAUUCAGAAACCAAAAUGGCUCGGUUGUUUCAGACACCAAUAUUAUCCCUACUUGUUCUGCUUCCUCUUCUUGUUUCGUCUCAGAACAAUGGCUCUGUUCCACUCGGAUCGUCUCUUACUGCCCAAGAACCAUCCUCCACUCCAUGGCGCUCUCCUUCCGGUGAUUUCGCGUUAGGGUUUCGCAAGAUCGAAGGGAACAGCGACGGUUUCGUGCUCUCAAUAUGGUUCGACAAGAUUCCUGACAAAACCAUUGUCUGGUACGCGACCGUCGACGGUGGUAUUGUCCCUGAAGGAUCAAAGGUUACACUAACCGCAGAUCGCGGCCUUGUCCUAACGAGCCCUCAAGGUCGUCAGCUAUGGCGGUCGCAGGUUAUGACAGGUUCUGUUUCCCAUGCAUUCAUGGAAGAUACAGGUAAUUUCGUCCUCCAAAACGUAGAUUCAGAAGAUCUAUGGUCGAGUUUCAGUGAUCCUACAGACACGUUAUUGCCUACCCAGAUAAUGGAAUUGGGGGGAACUGUCUCGUCUCGUCGCUCGGAGACAGACUUCACAAAGGGAAGAUUCCAAUUACGGCUUCUAGGCGACGGAAAUCUUGUUCUCAACACUAUAAGCGCUGAUACGCUUGCGAACGCAGACACGUACGCUGCUUACUACAUAAGCAACACGUUUGAUCCUCAGAACUCGACGAACUCAGGCUUCCGCUUGAUGUUUAACGAGUCCGGUUACAUGUACAUUCUGAGAAGAAACAACUCAACAUUAGGGUUCAUCCCAGUUGAGAAUCUACUCCCCUCUAAAGACUACUACUACCGAGCAGUUUUACAUUUUGACGGAGUUUUCGCUCAGUACUAUUACCCGAGGCAGCAGACUAAUGAUGGUAAUGCAAGGAGUUGGUCGAUGCUUUGGUCUAAACCGGAUAAUAUAUGCGCGAAGCUCUUCGGAUCUGAUUUUGCAGAGAAUGAGAUUGGACGUCAAGCCUGCGGGUAUAACAACGUGUGCACGUUGGGUAAAGAACGGAGGCCGAUCUGCAAAUGCCCGGAAAAGUUCUCGUUGGUGGAUCCACAAGACGAGUACGGAGAUUGCAAGCCUGAUUUCGACGUUCAGACAUGUAACGGGUCGGAGGAUGAGUACGAGUUAGUAAGUUUACAAGGAACGAAUUUUCCGACAGGAGAUUACGAGCGAUAUAGAAACUAUGAUGAGGAAAGCUGUAAGUCUUCCUGUCUAAAGGAUUGCUUUUGCGCUGCGGUGAUACACGGCGGAAACCUCUGCUGGAAGAAGAAGUUUCCACUGUCUUAUGGAAUACACGACCCGAGCGGCAGUGGCAGUGCGUUUAUUAAGGUUCCAAUACGCGGAAACUUCAGGCGAGACGAGUACGUGAACUUUGAGGCUGAAGGAAAGAAAAACCGUGAUGGCUUGAUCAUCGGUGGUUCGGUUUUGAUAGGGGCCUUGGCGUUUGUAAAUUUCGUACUCGUUUACUUGUACAACAAGAAAAAGAAUGAUCUGAGAAACCCUAGAUGUGAUGCUCAUGCAGAGGUUGAGUCGAAUCUCCGAGUCUUUACAUACAAAGAGCUCAAAGAAGCUACAAGAGAGUUCAAAGAAGAGCUCGGGAGAGGAGCAUUCGGGAUCGUAUACAAGGGAGCUGUCAAGACCGCAGGUGUUGCUAUUUCCAUUGUCGUGGCUGUCAAGAAACUCGACCGAGUCGUUCAAGAAUCGGACAAGGAGUUCAAGAACGAAGUAAAGGUAAUAGCCAAAACCCACCACAAGAACCUGGUGAAACUCGUAGGUUUCUGCAACGAAGGACAGAACCGCCUCAUCGUAUACGAGUUCUUGCCUUACGGAACACUCGCAAGCUUCCUCUUCUCGCGCCCAAGGCCAAAUUGGAGGGAGAGAAGGAGAAUGGCCAUGGAAAUAGCUCGGGGAAUAGUGUAUCUGCAUGAAGAAUGCAACGAGCAGAUCGUACACUGCGACAUCAAGCCUCAAAACAUAUUGUUGGAUGAGUAUUACGGUGCCAAAAUCUCUGAUUUCGGACUUGCCAAAACCCUAAUGAUGAAUCAGACGCAUACCCAGACGAACAUCCGAGGAACCAAAGGCUACGUCGCACCAGAGUGGUUCAGAAACAGCCCCAUUACAGCGAAAGUCGAUGUUUACAGCUUCGGAGUGAUGAUUCUUGAAAUAGUUUGCUGCAAGAAGGCCGUUGAUUUGGAGGAUAACGUGAUUCUGACAGAUUGGGUGUACGACUGUUUUAGAGAAGACAAGCUUAUUGAUCUGAUCGAGGAAGAUGUCGAGGCCAUUCAAGACAUGGAGACAGUGGCGAGAUACGUGAGAACAUCGAUUUGGUGCAUACAAGAAGAGAGCGGGAUGAGACCGAACAUGAGACAAGUUGCUCAUAUGCUUGAAGGCGUGUCUGAAGUGCCUGUUCCUCCCAACCCUUCUCCUUACUAUAGCGCUUUUCACUCUAUUAAAGAAUAAGGGAUGUUAGAACAUUAGUUUGUUGAGAUCGUUAGUAUUUU